Trifolium pratense (red clover) is the source of this 4002-nucleotide messenger RNA. Its product is annotated as protein FAM91A1-like. Bases 386 to 3457 code for a protein of 1023 amino acids. The record is from RefSeq and is a predicted model, not a curated record. The transcript is spliced from 11 exons. Lineage: Eukaryota; Viridiplantae; Streptophyta; Magnoliopsida; Fabales; Fabaceae.
UGUUGAAUUGAGAUCGAUCUCUUACAAAGAAAGAAGAAGAAACUCUAUGUGUAUGCGUCUUCAUUGUUCAAUCUUCAGAUUUCAUUCCAAUUUCCAAACCAUGAAGCUAAAUCCAACACUCUCACCACACAUCUGGUUCGUUCGUUCGUUCUUUCAUCCACAUUCUCACUCACACAUCAUCGCUUCAAUUUCAACGUUAAUCACACGUCUCCGAUCUCAUCCAAUCCAUUCGCUUCAAUUCAAUCCUUUAAUUUCCGUUUCUGAAUUUCGAGAUUCAUCUAUCGCCGAUCGUAUAAGGUAAUUUCAAUCGAAACGUCGAUUAAUCGCGGUUUCUUUUUGUUUUGUUUUUGCAGAAACUGUGGUGUUGCUGAAUGAGUAGUGGAAAAUGAAGCGUGCUCCGGUGACGACUGAGGAACUGUUGUUGGAAAAAGCGAUUAAGGAAGAAUGCCAAUGGGAGAAUCUUCCUAGACGACUUCAUCCAACGGUUCCUACCAAGGAAGAAUGGACUGCAAGGAUAAUUGAGUACUGCGUAAAGAAGAGACUUCAAUGGAAUAGUUGUUUUGCUAGUAAAUUUUGUAAAGAAAGCGAGUAUUAUGACAAUAUGAUGCGCUACUUGCGGAAGAAUCUAGCUGUAUGUGCUUUACAGAAUCUAUUUCCUUAUCAUCUGGCGGAUUAUGUUUGUCGUGUAAUGAGAGUAUCACCUUUCAGAUAUUACUGUGAUAUGAUUUUUGAAGUAAUGAAAAAUGAACAACCUUAUGACAGCAUCCCAAAUUUUAGUGCUGCAGAUGCUUUAAGACUUACAGGAAUUGGGAGAAAUGAAUUUAUUGAUAUAAUGAAUAAGUGUAGAUCUAAGAAAAUAAUGUGGAAACUGAACAAGUCUAUAGCAAAAGAACUUUUGCCUACUCAACCCGUGGAUUUUCCAAUUGAACCCUGGUGGGGAGUUUGUUUUGUGAACUUUAACUUGGAAGAAUUUAAGAAACUAUCGAAUGAAGAAACGGCAACAGUAGACAAAAUCUGUAAGGAGGAAGCAAAUUCAUUUGCCAUGUUUGAUCCUGAUAUCGUAAGGGGUCUUUGCAGACGAGGACUGAUCUAUUUUGAAGUUCCUCUAUAUCCUGAUGACCGGUUUAAAGUUUCCAGGCUUGAAGGUUUUGUUUCCAACAGGGAGCAGUCUUAUGAAGAUCCUAUUGAAGAGUUGUUGUAUGCAGUUUUUGUAGUCUCAAAUGAAAAUGCGACUGUUAGAGAGUUGGCAACAACCCUACAGGCUGAAUUGUCACAAUUACAGGCUGCUGCUUCUUUCGUGUGUCGUUUGGGAUGGGCAACAAAAGUUAUUGAUCCAGAAACAAUCCUUGGAAAUUCAAGUAUACCACCAAUGUCUCCUAGAAGUACAGUCAGUGAUGAAGAUGCUUCUGUUACUAGCCAGGGUUCUGAGAAUAUGUUUAUUGAUAAUGACUCCACUCAGCAAGGGGAUGUUUCAGCUUCAGGAAACUGUGGUCCUCGUUCUGCCUUUACCCGCGUUGCUUUCAUAGUUGAUGCUAAUAUUACAUCCUAUCUUAUGAUGGGAUCAGUUUCACCAGGCCUGAAAACUCAUGCCGUUACACUCUAUGAAGCGGGGAAAUUGGGUCAUGCCAGCAUUGCUGAUCUUUGCAGGGAUCUUAGCACCCUGGAGAGUACAACAUUUGAGGGAGAACUACAGGAAUUUGCAAAUCAUGCGUAUAGUCUACGUUGUGUGUUAGAAUGUCUUCAUUCAGGUGGAAUACCUGCUGAAAAAAAAGAAGAGGUAGAUAUAGAUAAAAUGGGUACCACUACCUCAAGCAAUGAUAAGUCAAGUUCUGUGAUAGCUGAACCUGAAACCUCUUUGUCUGACAGAUCCAGAAACUCUAGUGAUAGCGAAGCUGUCAUAAAUGCUGGUGGUUUAGAAAAUGUUGAAUCAGAGAAGAAUGUAGUAGAGGAGGCUCCUGUUUACUCAGAACUUAUUCCGAGUAGUACGGGUGAUGAAGUCCCUUCUAUUACUUCGGAAGAUGACAGUAAUCACAAUCACAUUCAGCAAGUCGAUGAGUCAGACACAAAUUUCCAUACCAAUGAUAAACUAGUAGAAGUUGAAGGGUCAGAUGUUGGAACAGAAAUGGAAAAGAAAAAGAAAUAUCGUGUAGACAUUCUCCGAUCUGAAAGCUUGGCUUCUCUUGCACCGGCAACUCUUAACCGUUUGUUUCUUCGUGACUAUGAUAUACUUGUGUCCAUAGUGCCACAUUCCCAUUCCUCAAUUCUUCCCAGACCCACAGGUCCGGUUCAUUUUGGACCUCCCACAUAUUCUUCUAUGAGUCCUUGGAUGAAAUUGGUAUUAUAUUCAACUGCAGCUAGUGGGCCUCUGUCUGUUGUUCUGAUGAAGGGACAGUGUAUGCGCUUGCUUCCUGCUCCAUUGGCUGGUUGUGAGAAAGCCAUGAUAUGGUCUUGGGACAGUACCACAAUAGGAGGGUUAGGAAGGAAAUUUGAAGGAAGUUUAGUAAAUGGAAGUAUACUCUUGCAUUGUUUAAAUUCACUUCUUAAACAUUCUGCGGUGUUGGUGCUGCCUCUCAAUAAGGAUGAUCUUAAUAAAUCUGAAAAAGCGGCUACUUUGGAUAUCCCAUUGCCCUUAAAGAACGCAGAUGGGACUAUUGCCUCUGUAGGAGAAGAGUUAGGACUUUGUAAUGAGGAAAAUGCAAAUCUGGAUUCUCUGUUGACUAAUUUGGCUGACAAGAUGGAUCUGCAGACAGUUGGUUAUAUUCGGCUAUUGAGAUUGUAUGUUGGAAAAGAAUCGGGUCAGUUAUCUUCUGAAGUGAAAUACGAAUGGGUUCCGUUGAGUUUGGAAUUUGGGAUCCCACUAUUUAGUCCAACCUUGUGCAGUAAUAUAUGUAGAAGGAUAGUUUCAUCAGAGAUGCUCCAAUCUGGCUCAUUUGUUGAACACCAUGAUGCAAUGCAAAGUUUAAGGAAGAAGUUGUAUGACAUUUGUGCCGAGUACCAAUCAACAGGUUUCACUGCAAAGCUCCUUUACCAGAAAAAGCAAGCGAAGGAGUCUUUUGGAAAGAUUAAGAACCAUUCUAGUGGAAGGUGGAGUCCACUUAUAGAUCCUUCUUGUCCCAUUUCAGGGGCAUCAAGUGUCUAUCAGAGGUUAAAACUUGCUAAUCGGCAGUGUGGCCAAACUGAAGUGUUGAGCUUUGAUGGCAGUGUUCUUAGAUCAUACGCAUUAUCUGCAGGUGAUGUAGCUGCCACAGCGGCUGUUAAAGAAGCAACUCAAGCGGAUACAAUGAAAACUGAGGCAGAAGAAAAUGAUAGUAAAGAAGCAAUCCUUCCUGGUGUUAAUCUUAUCUUUGAUGGUUCAAAGUUACUUCCAUUUGAUAUAGGUGCCUGCCUCCAGGCUAGCCAACCUAUUUCCCUAAUAACGGAGGCAGCAGCUAUCUCGGCAUCUGUAGCUAUGAAAUAGAUCUGCAGUCAUUAUAGAUUACUUCACUUCAAAACACCGAUACAAGUGAAUGACAAUGCUUGCCUGCCAAUGUUAAUGAAAUUAUCUGGUUCGUAUGCAUCUUCAAGGCAGAUGGUUGUGCAUAUAUUUGAGCUCAAAGUGGAUAUAAGGUUUUGCCGGAUUAGGAAUCCACAUCAGCCGGAGCUGUGAAAACAAGAAAUUCGUAAUGGUCUUUGAACGAUGUAUAUGUGAUUUUAUUUGUUCCUGUCACAUACUUGAGGAUAGUUUGCCAUUGGAAUCUCCUUAUUGGCCAUGUAUAAUCAUAUAGUGCCCUAGGUUAAUUCAUCAACUACAAUGCUUUGGUAACAAGAAUCAGUUUUGUUUUCUUGACAAAUUUCAUUUGUUCAUACAAACAUUAGUCAAAUGUGGUGAAUGUCAACUGCAUUCAAGGACUAAAAUUCGAGAACGUUAUUUGUUUGGUUGAGAAUGCAUUUUAACUAUUUAGUAUCGACUUACCUCAUAGGAAUAGUCAAUUAGAGCAUGUCCAAAAGUUAAAAAAAAUAAAA